Camellia sinensis is the source of this 495-nucleotide messenger RNA. The record is from RefSeq and is a predicted model, not a curated record. NCBI's taxonomy places the organism in Eukaryota, Viridiplantae, Streptophyta, Magnoliopsida, Ericales, Theaceae.
AUGAAGCCACCAACAUUCCAGGGAGGUCUUGAGCCACUGAAAGCCGAAGCAUGGAUCCUAGAAACUGAAAAACUGUUUGAAGUAUUCCCGUGUUCAGAAGCGCAGAAAGUGUUUUUGGCUACUUUUACUUUACAAGAAGAAGCCAGGCGGUGGUGGAUGCUUAUUCGUGAUACAAACAAUACUAUAACUUGGGCUCAGUUUAAAGAAGCUUUUUAUGAUAAAUAUUUCCCUCAGUGCAUCCAAGAUCGCAAAGUAUCCGAAUUUGAGCAACUGAAGCAGGGUACCAUGUCAGUGGCAGAAUAUGAAGCUAAGUUCACCAAGCUCGCCCAUUAUGCACCACACAUGGUAGAUACCGACUAUAAAAAGGAUAGAAAAUUUGAGGGUGGACUUAAUGUAGAGAUACUUGACCGGAUUAACGUUUUGAAAUUACUCGAGUAUGUGGAUGUCCUUAACCGAGCUAUCAUAGUUGAGGCAAAUAUUACAGCAUUGAAAUAA